This is a messenger RNA of Pistacia vera, 1471 nucleotides long. Its product is annotated as histidine protein methyltransferase 1 homolog. The record is from RefSeq and is a predicted model, not a curated record. NCBI's taxonomy places the organism in Eukaryota, Viridiplantae, Streptophyta, Magnoliopsida, Sapindales, Anacardiaceae. The transcript has 8 exons. The coding region runs from base 207 to 1265 and encodes 352 amino acids.
UUUAUGAAAUCUUUCUCUUUUCUGUGAAAUUUCAGACUUUAAUUUUGUCGUUCAUUUCUCACCAUUUAUAAUUAGCAAUUAAAUUAAAUAUUAAUUACUAUAAAAAGAGCCUUUACUGCCCUAUCAGAUUACCAAGAUUCUCCAGAUAAUUCUUGUUUUCAUAGGUUGUUCUAUCUUGAGAAUAGUUUUAAAGAGAUCUAGGUACAAUGCGUGCACCAUCGUUGCUUGCACAAUGCUUGCCUGGCUUGGUUCCGCAAGACCGAGGAAGCCAUAGCAUGUCCACCAUUUCAGAAAGAGAUGUGCAUCUCCCGUCACCAGCUGUUGAGAUUCUCCCUUCAAAGGUACAGAUUGCACACCCAUAUAAAUACGCGGGAGAGAAUGUAGACUUGCAAGGUUUCAAUGUGUUCAAGGGAAGAGUUAGUGUUGCUGAUAUAAUUGGGUUCUCUGGUUCAGAAACAAUAUCCUCAAAACCUGAUGGAUUUCUAAAAUCUUGGGAGGGCUCAAUUGAUCUUGUUAAUGUUCUUAAGCAUGAGAUUCGUGAUGGACAGCUGAGCUUAAGAGGCAAAAGGGUACUUGAGUUGGGAUGCAGCUAUGGACUUCCUGGGAUUUUUGCUUGCUUGAAGGGGGCUUCCACAGUACAUUUUCAAGAUCUCAGUGCGGAAACUAUUAGAUGCACAACUAUACCAAAUGUCCUUGCCAAUCUUGAGCAAGCUCGAGACCGGCAGAGCCGACAACCAGAGGGUCCCCUGACACCAUCAAGGCAAACUCUGGCUCCAACAGUGCAUUUCUAUGCUGGUGAUUGGGAAGAACUCCCCACAGUCUUGUCUGUUAUAAGGAGUGACGUAUCUGAAAUGACAACAGGGAUGAGCCUGAGCUUCUCUGAGGAGGAUUUCAUGGAUGGAUGUAGUAGCCAAGAUGGUAGCAUCAUAGGACAGGAUAUCUCUUCAAGGAGGUCAAGAAAACUUUCAGGAAGCCGGGCAUGGGAGAGGGCUAGCGAGGCAGAUCAGGGUGAAGGUGGUUAUGAUGUUAUUUUGAUGACUGAGAUCCCAUAUUCUGUGACCUCAUUGAAGAAGCUAUAUUCACUUAUUAAAAAGUGUUUGAGGCCUCCAUAUGGAGUCGUUUACUUAGCAACGAAGAAGAAUUAUGUCGGUUUCAAUAACGGCGCACGACACUUGAGGAGUCUCGUCGAUGAAGAAUCCAUUUUUGGAGUUCAUUUAAUCAAGGAGAUGACUGAUAGAGAUAUUUGGAAGUUCUUUCUGAAGUGAACACAAGUUCAUCACUGGACAAAAUACCUACCAGACUCAACUACAAAUUUUCAGAUGCUUAUUUUAUUUAUUUACAUUAAUCCCAUAUGUAUAAAUUAUAAUACAGAUUACAAGUCCCAUUUUUUUUCUUUUUUUCUUUUUUGGGGUUAGUAAUAAUGGAACCAGAAAUAGAAAGCUUGGUAUAUAUACAUCCUAAUUGUUCUGGA